AUGAAAUUAUUUUUCCUACUGUUUUUCGUGUACAUAGCGAACUGUGAACGACUCUGUUCUCGCGACGAGAGUCUAAACAUUACCGAAGGUGUAAAAUUCGAGAACGGUUCUAUUAUUUUCGAGGACAUUGAGUACUCGGAAGGACAUUGGUACGAGUUGGUGCAAGAUGAAGUUACCACCGUUUUUGGCUGUCCGUGUAUUGGACGGAUAUGUAUGUGGAAGUGUUGUGGACAAGGAAAAUCCUACGUGAAUCGUUCUUGCACAGAUGUGGACAUUGCUGAGGUCAAUCCCUUCAAUCCGCCGAUUUUUAGUGGUACAGAGUCGACUAAUGUCGUUGCUUCGGAAGCUUUCUUCUACAAGUACACGCUAUCGUGUGAAAAGUAUCUCGUCGGGGCUGGCGCAAACGAAUAUAUAUAUCUUCAAAAGAAUGGUACAUUGUAUGAAAUCGAGAGAAAUAGACCACAAUGGCAUCCGCCGGCAAGGUUCUGUAUGGACAUGUGGCAGGAUACCAGGUUCCCGGAACCUAUCCUCGUUGCUGGGGUGUGUUACCCGGAUACACCCCCUGACCAAGACGCGGCUGGAUUAUUCAUUGCCUACAGCAUAGGUCUGAUGAUAUCUAUUCCGUUCCUCCUGGCGACAUUCCUGGUCUACGCUUUCAUACCAGAACUUCGGAAUCUCCACGGCAUGUGCCUGAUGGCCUACUGCGGUGGACUGAUCAUCGCCUAUUCCUUCUUGGCUUAUCUGAAACUCCACUUUGGAAAGAUCGGCGUGGCUAUGACUGGCUGUUAUGUUAUUGCGUUCAUCGUGUACUUCUCUUUUCAGUCCAGUUUCUUUUGGCUGAACAUCAUGUGUUUUGAUAUUUGGAGGACUUUUAGCCAUGGCUACAGAGGAAGUUCAAAUAAGCGUCGGGAGAAGAAGCGGUUCGGCUUAUACGCUCUCUACGCUUGGGGUGUUCCAGCUGUUCUCACUUCCAUUACCAUCGCAAUGCAAUUCAGCCAGGACCUGCCAAUUAACAUCGUAACUCCAGGUUUUGGCAGCCAACGGUGCUGGUUUGCAGAUUGGCUAAGCGAACUAGUAUACUUCUUCAUCCCGGUUUUCUUAAUAGUGAUAUGCAACGUUGUUUUAUUUACAAUUACUGCAUAUCGCAUACGUUCGAUCAAGCAAGAGACGGCCAUACUCAAAGGCGUGGAGUCAGCGCGCAGUGAUAAAUUGAAAAAGGACAAACAGAGAUAUGCUCUAUAUCUGAAACUGUUUGUGGUGAUGGGCGUGAAUUGGUCAGUCGAGGUGAUCAGCUUUGCAGUCGGCGGUUCCAACUGGUAUUGGAUAUUGAUCGACUUCUCGAAUAUCGCGUUGGGAAUUUAUAUAUUCUUUAUAUUCGUUUGGAAGAAUAAAGUUCGCUCUCUGGUCACUAAGAAAUGGCAAAGGAUCCGCGGCGUGCAGACGAGAGAGACGAACACGGGCCGGUGGAUGUCCAGCUCAGCACCUACAGACGACACGCGCGUCUCCAACGACGAGACAGCUAUACGUCUCAAAGAGUUACGCUAG
Leptosia nina is the source of this 1545-nucleotide messenger RNA. NCBI's taxonomy places the organism in Eukaryota, Metazoa, Arthropoda, Insecta, Lepidoptera, Pieridae. The record is from the annotation of a GenBank genome assembly.